Molecule: messenger RNA, 704 nt
Organism: Vanrija pseudolonga
Lineage: Eukaryota; Fungi; Basidiomycota; Tremellomycetes; Trichosporonales; Trichosporonaceae
Product: EEF1A lysine methyltransferase 4
Exons: 7
Coding region: 23-685 (220 amino acids)
Source: RefSeq, a predicted model, not a curated record
CUGCUGCAUCACUCACACCACAAUGCCCAGGCCGGAGGAAGCAAACCUGCCCGCUACGAACGAGGGGUACGGCACGAGAGAGUACUGGGAGGAGCGGUAUACUCGCGAGGGCCCAGACCACAACUUUGACUGGUUCCUCAACGCCGACUACCUCCUCCCGAUCUUCGAGGAGCUCACGGCCGACUUGGGCAAGGAGACGCGGAUCCUCAUGCUCGGGUGCGGCAACAGCCAGCUCAGCGAGGCGAUGUACGACGCGGGGUGGAAGAACAUUGUCAACAUUGACUUCUCUACUGCGCUCAUUGAGCAGAUGAAAGUGCGCCAUGAGGGGCGCCCCGGGAUGCAGUGGCUCGAGAUGGACAUUAUGGACCUCAAGUUUGGCGAGGAGUUUGACCUCGUUGUGGACAAGGGGACGAUGGACGCCCUCCUCACGACCAAGGGUGAUCCAUGGAACCCGCCCGCGAAGGACAUUGCCAACUGCACCAAGGAGGUCGACGAGGCUGUCCGCGUGCUCAGGAAGCGCCCGGGGUCCAAGUUCGUCUACUUCACGUUCGGCCAGCCCCACUUCCGCAAACGCUACCUGAUCAACCGCGAGGGCUGGAAGUUCUCGCAGCGAACAAUCGGCCCUCCCGAGGGCUUUGACUACUUCCAGUACCUGCUCGAGUGGGAGCCCACGACGGCGGCAUAGAGGGGCAAAGAUGGCAUCA